AUGAUCCUGACUCUGACCCUGAUCCUGAUCCCGAUCACGAUCCUGACACUGACUCUUGCCCUGAUCCUGAUCCCGAUCACGAUCCUGACACUGACCCUGAUCCUGAUCAUGAUCCUGACUCUGACCCUGAUCCUAAUCCCGAUCAUGAUCCUGACUCUGACCCUGAUCCCGAUCAUGAUCCUUACUCGGACCCUGAUCCUGAUCAUGAUCCUGACUCGGAACCUGAUGCUGACUCUGGCCCUGAUCCUGAUCAUGAUCCUGACUUGGACCCUGAUCCUGAUCCUUACUCUGAUCCCGAUAAUGAGCCUGACUGGGACCCUGAUCCCGAUCAUGAUCCUUACUCUGACCCUGAUCCCGAUCAUGAUCCUAACUCUGACCCUGAUCCUGAUCCCGAUCAUGAUCCUGACCCUGACCCCAAUCCUGGUCCUGACCCUGACCCCAAUCCUGGUCCUGAUCCUGACCCUGACCGCAAUCCUGGUCCUGAUCCUGACUCUGACCCUGAUCCCGAUCAUGAUCCUGACUCUGACCCUGAUCCUGAUCCCGAUCAUGAUCCUUACUCAGACCCUGAUCCUGAUCAUGACCCUGACUUGGACCCUGAUCCUGAUCCUUAGUCUGAUCCCGAUCCUGAUCCUGACUCGGACCCUGAUCCUGAUCAUGAUCCUGACUCUGGCCCUGAUCCUGAUCCCGAUCAUGAUCCUGACUUGGACCCUGAUCCUGAUCCUUACUCUGAUCCCGAUCCUGAUCCUGACUCGGACCCUGAUCCUGAUCCUAAUCCUUACUCUGACCCUGAUCCUUAUCCCGAUCAUGAUCCUGACUCUGACCCUGAUCCCAAUCAUGAUCCUGACCCUGAUCCUAACUCCUAUCCUGAUCCCGAUCAUGAUCCUGACUCUGACACUGAUCCUGAUCAUGAUCCUUACUAUGAUCCCGAUCAUGAUCCUGACUNUGAUCCCGAUCAUGAUCCUGACUGGGACACUGAUCCUAAUCCUUACUCUGACCCUGAUCCUGAUCCCGAUCAUGAUCCUGACUCUGACCCUGAUCAUGAUCCUGACCCUGAUCUUAACUCUGAUCCUGAUCCCGAUCAUGAUCCUUACUCUGAUCCCGAUCAUGAUCCUGACUCGGACCCUGAUCCUGAUCAUGAUCCUUACUCUGACCCUGAUCCCGACUCAGACCCUGAUCCUGGUCAUGAUCCUGACUCUGAUCCUGAUCAUGAUUCUGACUCGGACCCUGAUCCCGAUCAUGAUCCUUACUCUGAUCCCGAUCAUGAUUCUGACUCGGACCCUGAACCUGAUCAUGAUCCUUACUCUGACCCUGAUCCCGACUCGGACCCUGAUCCUGGUCAUGAUCCUGACUCUGAUCCUGAUCAUGAUUCUGACUCGGACCCUGAUCCUGAUCCUGGCCCUGAUCCUGUUCCCGAUCAUCAUCCUGACUCAGACCCUGAUCCUGAUCCUUACUCUGACCCUGAUCCCGACUCGGACCCUGAUCCUGGUCAUGAUCCUGACUCUGAUCCUGAUCAUGAUUCUGACUCGGACCCUGAUCCUGAUCCUGGCCCUGAUCCUGUUCCCGAUCAUCAUCCUGACUCAGACCCUGAUCCUGAUCCUUACUCUGACCCUGAUCCCGACUCGGACCCUGAUCCUG
Messenger RNA from Cyprinodon variegatus (sheepshead minnow), 1635 nucleotides. Its product is annotated as NADH-ubiquinone oxidoreductase chain 4-like. The transcript has a single exon. Gene Ontology annotation, cellular component: membrane. NCBI's taxonomy places the organism in Eukaryota, Metazoa, Chordata, Actinopteri, Cyprinodontiformes, Cyprinodontidae. The annotation marks the transcript as partial. Gene Ontology annotation, biological process: transmembrane transport. The record is from RefSeq and is a predicted model, not a curated record.